GAAAUCUGAGAGAUUAAGUUUACAUAAAGAGCGUUAAAGUUUAAAUUAGUGCAAUUUUUCUUGUUUCUCGUAAAUAAUAUCUCUAAGUUAGCGACUUCUAUAAUAGAAUAUGGUAGCUUUGACUAAUGGAGUGCUUGUUUUGUGACCUGAGGGGGCGGAUCACCGCGGAUAUAUUUUCUCGGUUCUUUUGCGGUGUGUGUCUCACUCGUCUCGCAGCGGAUCGGGGCGGUGUCGAAUGAUCUAAAAUUUUUUGUUUUCACAUUGAUCCAAAAAUGUCUGGGGUACCUCCCACUAAUAGUGAAUACGAAAGGCGCAAGCAAAUCAGUGUCCGUGGCAUUGCUCAGGUGGAAAACGUUGUAAACAUCAAGAAGACUUUCAAUCGACAUGUCCAUUACACUCUGGUCAAAGACAGAAAUGUUGCCACAGCUCGAGACUAUUACCUUGCCCUGGCAUAUACUGUCAGGGAUCAUCUAGUUUCACGCUGGAUCAGAACGCAGCAAAAUUACUAUGAAAAGGAUCCAAAGCGCGUGUACUAUCUGUCUCUGGAGUACUACAUGGGUCGCACCCUGCAGAACACCAUGAUCAACCUGGGCAUCCAGAGCGCCUGCGACGAGGCCCUCUACCAGGUGGGUCUGGACAUUGAGGAGCUGCAGGACAUUGAGGAGGACGCCGGCCUGGGUAACGGCGGACUGGGCCGGCUGGCCGCCUGCUUCCUCGACUCGAUGGCCACCAUCGGACUGGCCGCCUACGGCUACGGCAUCCGCUACGAGUACGGCAUCUUCGCGCAGCGCAUCAAGAACGGCGGCCAGACGGAGGAGCCGGACGACUGGCUGCGCUUCGGAAACCCGUGGGAGACGGCGCGGCCCGAGUACGUGCUGCCCGUCUGCAUGUACGGCCGGGUGGACGGCGGCAACUGGGUCCACCCGCAGGUGGUGUUUGCCAUGCCGUACGACACGCCCAUCCCGGGCUACGCCAAUAACGUGGUGAACACGCUGCGCCUCUGGUCGGCCAUGUCGCCGUCCAGCUUCAACCUCCAGUUCUUCAACAACGGCGACUACAUCCAGGCGGUGUUGGACCGUAACCUGGCCGAGAACAUCUCACGCGUGCUCUACCCCAACGACAACUUCUUCGAGGGCAAGGAGCUGCGUCUGAAGCAGCAGUACUUCAUGGUGUCCGCCUCGGUCCAGGACAUCAUGCGCCGGUUCAAGUCUGCGCGCAACGGUCCGAAGCGGACCACGUUCGAGGAGUUCCCGAACAAGGUGGCCAUCCAGCUGAACGACACGCACCCGUCGCUGGCCAUCGCCGAGCUGAUGCGCGUCUUCCUGGACAUCGAGAAACUGCCCUGGGACACGGCGUGGGACAUAGUGACGCGCACGUGCGCCUACACCAACCACACGGUGCUACCGGAGGCGCUGGAGCGCUGGCCGGUCAGCAUGCUGGGCAACAUGCUGCCCAGACACCUGGAGAUCAUCUACGACAUCAACUGGAAGUUCCUCGACAAGGUGAACCACCGGUUCCCGGGCGACCUGGAGCGGCUGCGGCGCAUGUCGCUCGUCGAGGAGGAUGGCGAGAAGCGCGUCAACAUGGCCCACCUGGCCAUCGUCGGCUCGCACGCCGUCAACGGAGUGGCCGCGCUCCACUCGGAGAUCAUCAAACGAGACAUCUUCAAGGACUUUUUCGACAUGUGGCCGGAGAAGUUCCAGAACAAGACGAACGGCAUCACGCCGCGCCGCUGGCUGCUGCUGUGCAACCCGGGCCUCUCGGACGCCAUUGCCGAGAAAAUCGGCGAGGAGUGGAUCACCCACCUGGACGAGCUGGCGAAGCUGAAGCCGCUGGUGUCCGACGCCAACUUUGUGCGCACCGUCCAGAAGGUCAAACAGGAGAACAAGAUGCGCGUGGCGCAGAUGCUCACCAAGCAGUACGAGAUCGAGGUCAACCCCGCCUCCAUGUUCGACAUCCACGUGAAGCGGAUCCACGAGUACAAGCGGCAGCUGCUCAACUGCCUGCACGUCAUCACCAUGUACAACCGUAUCAAGAAGGACCCGUCGGCGCCGUUCGUGCCGCGCACGGUGAUGGUGGGCGGCAAGGCGGCGCCCGGCUACCACAUGGCCAAACAGAUCAUCCGGCUCAUCCUGGCCGUAGGAAACAUCGUCAACAACGACCCUGUCGUCGGCAACAAACUCAAGGUGAUCUACCUGGAGAACUACCGCGUCACGCUGGCCGAGCGGAUCAUCCCGGCUGCAGACCUGAGCGAGCAAAUUUCCACGGCCGGCACGGAGGCGUCCGGCACGGGCAACAUGAAGUUCAUGCUGAACGGCGCGCUCACCAUCGGCACGCUGGACGGCGCCAACAUCGAGAUGCGGGAGGAAAUGGGCGAGGAGAACAUCUUCAUCUUCGGCAUGAACGUGGACGAGGUGGAGGCUCUGAAGGCGCGCGGCUACAACGCCCACGAGUACUACAACAAGCUGCCCGAGCUGCGCCAGUGCAUCGACAUGAUCAGCAGCGGCUACUUCUCGCCGCACGACGUCAACCAGUUCAAGGACGUUGUGGACAUGCUGAUGAACCACGACCGCUUCCUGCUGUUCGCCGACUACGAGUCCUACAUCCGCUGCCAGGACGAAGUCAGCAAGCUCUACAUGAACCAGGACGCCUGGGCACGCAAGGCCAUCAUGAACAUCGCCUCGUCGGGCAAGUUCUCCAGCGACCGCACCAUCGCCGAGUACGCGCGUGAGAUCUGGGGCGUGGAGCCGAGCAUGGAGAAGCUGCCGGCGCCGCACGAGCCGCGCGAGUAGGCCGGGGGACCGGCCGAUAGCCGCGCCGUCACUGCCGGCGCCGGCCGCUCGGUCACCUGCUGCCUUUGCCGUGUGCGUGUGUGUGCCGAGCGGUGCGGGGCGUGCGUAGCAUUGAGGGGCGGACGUCGGGUCUCAGGUCAGCAGUGCGCCGUGUGUGACAAUAUCUGACGUGCUAUUUUGAAAAUGAGAGGUCAGUUGUCCUGAGCCAGAUAUAGUGUAUGUACUCAAAAUUUGAUAUUAUGUGCUGAACGUGUUUUAGCCCACUGUCGAAUGCAAUGUUGACAAUAAUUAGCCGUAGUUUUGGUGGCAAUGCAAGCUCAUCUGCAUUCGGGGCUCAAAGUUAUUUUAGGAGAUAUUUAUUUUUCAUAUGGUUUCUAAUAUUCAACUUUGCUUAUAGUUACAACUUUGUUCUAUGCUACAUAUACUGGAGGCUUCGGCAUAUUUGUAGUGCUAGCGACUUAUAAUAAAAUGCGUGAGUGGUUAUAA
This is a messenger RNA of Amphibalanus amphitrite, 3278 nucleotides long. Its product is annotated as glycogen phosphorylase-like. Gene Ontology annotation, biological process: glycogen catabolic process. Bases 273 to 2792 code for a protein of 839 amino acids. The record is from RefSeq and is a predicted model, not a curated record. Lineage: Eukaryota; Metazoa; Arthropoda; Thecostraca; Balanomorpha; Balanidae. Gene Ontology annotation, molecular function: pyridoxal phosphate binding; glycogen phosphorylase activity. The transcript is spliced from 15 exons. Gene Ontology annotation, cellular component: cytoplasm.